AUGAGCCUCGACGCGUCACUUACCAUCGUCAACGCCCUCGUCCAAGCUAUCGAGACGCAGUUCCCCUCCAUCAGACGCGACGCACCAUGGUCCCUCAACUACCGCGCCUUUCGCGAAGCAAAUGCUCCCAAGGAUCCUCCGCCUAUGGUACCAGAUGCCGAGGGUAAUCCGGCUCGGCAGCCACCUGUGCACGCCUACCAACAUUUGCUACACCAUUCGAGCCUCGAUCAGAACCGCACAUUUAUAUGCAUACAGAAUGCCUCGAGCCAAGCUACGGUUACAUCGAUCCCUUUGCAACAGCAGGACGCCCACGUCUUUACAAUGCGACAGUACAUGGCUGCGCUUUGGGCACCAAGACAUACUUUGACUGUACAGCAAGGCGUCACCUACAGUGCUGGCAUGUUUACCAUACACUUGGCCGAACUGCGAGCCACUCGCGAAGGCCCACAGUCUGGCGCCAUACAAUCUCCAGGAGUCGUGUGCUGCAUCAGCAUGUCUGUCGGACUGUCAGAUUCAGACGAUGAAGGAGGCAACAUGACCGCAGCGAUGGAAGAACAAGUAGACUUUGAGUCCACACAACAGAUGAUUCGAGCGUGUUGGAACAUGAUCAGAUCCGGGCGCGACAUUGGCCGCUCCGAGGUCCAAGAGACCAUGAUGGCACCUACGCUCACGAGCCACAAGGAACGAGGGAGAGAGUCGGCGGUGCGGCUUUGGUGUGAUGUCUUGCGAUUGCGAGGGUGA
This is a messenger RNA of Plenodomus lingam JN3, 741 nucleotides long. RefSeq lists its product as uncharacterized. NCBI's taxonomy places the organism in Eukaryota, Fungi, Ascomycota, Dothideomycetes, Pleosporales, Leptosphaeriaceae. Gene Ontology annotation, cellular component: mediator complex. Gene Ontology annotation, molecular function: transcription coregulator activity. Gene Ontology annotation, biological process: regulation of transcription by RNA polymerase II. The record is from RefSeq and is a predicted model, not a curated record.